GUUCUUUAUUUUUAGGAUUUUAAAGCAUGAAAACAAUUUAAUUAAACAGACAAAGCAGAUAAAAAACUUGAAUGAGGCCAAAGGUCAACUGCAGGACCAAUUAAACAACGAAUUAACACAUAAUUCAAAUUUAAGAAAACAGAACAGUAGUAUGAUGAGCAAACUUCCAGAUUUGAUGUUCAUGGUCAAAAGUCAAAGGUCAGAGUUGACAAAUAUCCACACAUUUGUCAGUCAAAGGUCAAAGUUGGUUCAUGAAACUAUGGCAACACUCAAUGCUAAAAUAAUGUCAGUGUCCGAGAGAGAAAUUUCAGAAAAAGAAUCUUUAGAAAGUAGGCUAUCAUCUCAGCAGAAGGAAUUAUUGCAGUCCAAAGAGGAGAACCGUCAUUUAGAAUCAUUGGUAAAAAAUAAUGAAAUGAAUGAGACUCAAAUAGAAGACAUGGAGGUACAACUGGUCUCCAGCAGAGACCUCUGCCAACAAUUACGUUCACAAGUCAAUAAACUGCAGAAUGAUGUUGAUGAUGCUGUGGGCAAAUACAGAACUGCUGCAUCAGAAUCAGCUCAAUUUAGGGAGCAACUUAGAAAUAAAACACAAGAAGUUGAAGACAUCCAAGAACAGCAUAGAAAGAAAGAUCUAGUCUCCGACCAGAUGUUUAGUAAAUACCAACUAGAGUUAAAACAGAAGUCAGAAGAGCUGAAGCUAGCCAAUUUAGAAAUAAAAAAGUCACAGCAGAAACUCUCAGAGAAAAACCGAAUUGAAGAGGAUAUUCAGCGACAAGCUGAUGAAAAAAUGCAAGAGACAGAAGGAGUAAGGGAAACCCUGCGCAAGGCCAAUGAAGAGUGCAGGGCUCUGAAAGAGGAGAGAGAACUUAUGAUCACUUCUCAUCAAAAUCGAAUUGAGCAACUGAGAGAUAGUUUUAAGCAGAAACUUAGAGAAGCAGAAAAAUGGCCAGAAAAAGUGUCUGAGGAGUCGAGGAAGGAGAAAAUUAGACAUACACAGGAGUUGAAGGACUUAGAAGAAAGUUUGAAGCAAGCUUUUCAAAUGGAAAUGGAUAUAGAGAAACAAAAAUACGAAGAACUUAUAGAAAAGUACAAAGAUGAAAUUAUGGAAGUGAACGAACAGUCAAGAAAUGAAUUAAAAAGUAUUUGUAGUAAACACAAGAUCGAGUUAUCUCAACUACAGCGGCAAACAGAUGAUGCAAAAAGUUCCAUACAUGGAAUUGAAAGGUCUUAUAAAGAUGAGAUAGCAAGUUUGAAGAACAUCAUCACCAAUUUACAGGAUAGACUUGCUCAUAUUGAUCGGGAAAAUGAUGGGUCUGAAGUUCAACUACGAGCAGAAUUAAGAGAAUCAGAGAAUGAUUUAAGUUCCAUGAGAGAAGAGAAUCAAAAGUUGGAGGGAAAAAUGAAUGAAGCCAGAGAAGAAAUUCUUUUUCUCCAAGAGACUGUGAGAAGAGAAUGCGAAGAGAGAUUUGAGUUGACUGAAGCUUUAAGUCAAGCACGUGAACAGUUAUUGUCUUACCAACAUCCAAUGGCAUACAGCCCAGGAUCACGACCUAGCUCAAAUAGUCGACCUACCUCUAAUUCUAGGCCUAGCCCAAACACUAGGCCUCUGUCAUCCGCGAGAAACCAAAGUAAAGAAAGGAAUAUUCUGAAUGGUCCUCAAAUCGUUUCCAACAGUUCAUCUUCCAGUGUUAUUCCUUCAGGAAAAGUUUCAACUUCCAGUUUAAAUAUAGAUUUUAACGUUUCAAAUGGUAAGACAAAUAACAGUAGAGCAAAGGGAGGCAGCAUGACGGAUAGUAGACAGAGAAUCGCUGCCGCAGUUGGCCGAAAGUGAGAUCGUGGCUUUCUUUGGCCAAAAUUAUUAAUAUGAACACUUAAAGACAAUCGUAAUUUGCAACCUUCACGAACAUGGUAUAUUAGGCCUGAUGUUACCAAGAUUAAAGAUGAGAAGCAGUAUAAUUUGAAGCCAGAAAUACUCAAACCUAAUGGUGAAAUAUAAGGUAGACCACUUCACAACACGUCAAAAGUGCAAGCUGGGUUAUCUAGGCCUUGAUGUCGAGAAUGGUCAGCAUUUGUUCAAACUCCUGACCUCGAGGUUCGGAACCUGGAUGGAAAAUCACUGUGCCAAAUUGCCUUCCCUAUCUUGUUAGUAUACAAAUAUUUACUUGGUUGAGGGGCAUGGUUUAAAUUAUAGCCUGAGGUGAUCUGGAGGCUGUACUAUGUCCCAAGACAAAGUCAAGGGACAUACAGCCUCCAGAUUACCAAGAGCUAUAAUUUGAACUAUGACCUGAUUAAAAUUCCAGUAAAUAUUUGUUUUAUAUACCCCUACAUAGAUUGUAGGAGGGCAUGGUUGAAACUUUUACCAUUCAAAUUUUGGGAAUAUGUAGUAGGUAUAUAAUUUUGAAUAGUUGCUUAUUAACCAAACAUGCUGUUUCCCUGAUGGACACCAUCUACUUCUUCCUUCAAUUUAUAGGUGGUGCUAUAUUUUGAGCUAUAAGUAUACAACCUUUAGUUAUGCACUGCUGUCUUACCCAUUGUUUUUAAUGUAUUGUACUCAAGAUUUAGCACCAUUUUGGGAGCCUGUUUUGAAUUUUCCAAAAACAUGUUACCUGUCUCUAUUGCAGUAUUGAUUAGAUUUGUGUUUGUGUUGUGUUGAAUUUAUGAAAUGUUGGCAACUAUGAAAUUACACCUUGUAUUUGGUAAGUGAGAAAAGUAACUUGAUUCAUCACUAGCUGGUGUGCACACAGCGGUUUCUUCAUGUAUCCUAUGUUAAUGAGAUUAUUUUUUUCCUUUGCUAUACAAGUCAUAAUAUGUUAUUCUCAGUGUAAGUUAGAUGAAUCCAUUAUAGACAGCCUUGAUAUUUGAAAUCCAAUAAUUAUAAGAGCUUAGUAUAGAACUUAUAAAGUGAGAGUCCCUCAUUUUCAUUCCAUUGUAGUGCGUGCAUUACAUAAAAUCAGUGGGCUUGCUAAGAUAAGAUAGUAAAACUGGUGCUGUAACUUGGUGGUUAAGAUGCUUGCCUUCCAAGCCCAUGGUCCUGGGUUCAAAUCCUGUUUCUUUCUCACAACCAAAAUUUCUAAGCCUCAUAUAAAACUUAGUUUGUAGAGCAUUGUUCCAUGAUUUAAUUGGCAAAUGUACUUGCUGUUGGAUGUGAAAAUAAUAAAUAAUUGGAAUAAAAAUAAGAUAAGAUAAGAUAAAUGAGGGUUCGCAAUUAAUCACGAUUUCAUGUUGAGAGAAUGCUUCUUUAAUGUCCAGUUAGCAGUGGUUGUAAUGAGACAACGAACUACUCAGUCAUAAAUUAUAUAUUCAAUGGACAUAUUAAUACAGCCUAAGGUAUAGUGAUGUUAAUAUUCAGAUAUUAUUGGCAAUACAGCCUACGUAACACAUAUCCUAUAGUCAGUUUUUAAUGCUUGUACAAUACAACUAUCAUACGAUGCAUUCAGUGUGGGCCUAGGGCAUAAGUAUAAUUAAUUCUGUUUAUACCUGGUGGGAAUGUCAUUAGCAAUUUAUUAGUCUGUUACUGAAUUAGCUGUAGGGUUAGGAUUACUCCCCAGGGGUGGGGAGGUUACCCAUAUUGUGCAUGAAUGCUUAUGUGCUAAUGCUAUGUCAUACAACAUUUGGGAAACAAAUGUAAUUUUAUUCUUUUUUCUUUAAUGUGACAAAAGGAUUUCGGCCUCCAGUGAGUUCACUCCCCCUCCCCUCUGUAUAUAAUCUUCAUGUAUACCUUAUUUUUCUCCAGGUGAAAUUGGCUAAAUUAGGGGUGGGGUAGUUUUGGGGGCAUCAUGACGUGUAAAUUUAGCCCCCCACUUGGGCUGAAAUUCCUGUGACACUGAUGCUAUACAAUAUUCUCUUAUUAUUUUGGUUUUGAACUGCUAUGUUCCAUUUUAAAAUCCAAUAUAUAACAUAAGUUUUCUGACUUCCAACAAGAAGAAUAUACUUUUUAUUUUAUGAUUAAUCAAUCACUUCAUUUUUUGCUGUGUUUUUUAUAAAAUGUUUUGUUAUGCAAAUGCAAAUACUUUAAAUAGUAAUUUUUAUGAAUAAAUCUAUUUAUAAUGCAAUUGAUGAAACCGUCCAAUGAAUUAUAUACUGUACUGUAUUAUAUUUCAGUUUACAGUGGUAUUUGUAUUUCUUGACAAAUGAAAAAAAUAUAGAGAAUAAACAAUGAUCUAUGUACCUACUA
Anneissia japonica is the source of this 4174-nucleotide messenger RNA. RefSeq names its product leucine-, glutamate- and lysine-rich protein 1-like. The record is from RefSeq and is a predicted model, not a curated record. The transcript is spliced from 11 exons. Lineage: Eukaryota; Metazoa; Echinodermata; Crinoidea; Comatulida; Comatulidae. The coding region runs from base 152 to 1831 and encodes 559 amino acids.